ACUUAUGUGCAUAGAUAAGCACUUGCUUCCAAAUUAACUACUCCCUCCGUUCCUAAAUAUAAGUCUCUAGGGUUCCCCGGUCCUUCCCCGCCGCCACAUCCGCCCCAACGCCGGCCGCCGGCGACGCAGGCCAACGCCGGCCGGCGAACCGGAGAAGAAGCUUCUGUAUCUCCGUUCCCGGAGCACAGGGACUCCGCCUCCAUCCGCAGGAACGGCGGCCAGCGCCCUCCCCAUCUCCAGAUCGCAUGCCACCCGCCCCAACGCCGGCCACCGGCUACUCAGGCCAAACGCGAUGUCCAGAUGGAAGGACCCAAAGUAAAAGCUCGGUGGGAUCGAGAGGCCACCAGAAUUUUCUGUGAGUGUGCCGCUGCACAAGUACGGCUUGGAAAUAGGCCAACCAAGGCUUUAACUCCUGCUGGAUAUAAGGGUUUAAUUGCAGCCUUCAACGCACAGACCGGAAGAAACUAUGUACAGAAGCAAUUCAGGAAUCGUUGGGAUGAUAUGAAAGAUAUAUACUCUGCAUGGGUAUUUUACAAAAACAAAGCUACUGGGCUUGGAUGGGAUGAUGUGGAGCAAACUAUUACAGCAGAUGAUGAUCAGUGGGCUUCAUUGAUUGCGAUUCACAAGCCAAUUAAAGCUUUUCGCCAUGGACCUCCAGAUAGCUUGAAUAAGCUAGCAAUCAUGUUUGAAAAGGCUAACGUUGAUGGACUCUCAUCUGUCAUGCCUGGAGUGGAUAAUGAAGAGGUGGAAGAAACUAAAACUGAGGAAGAUAUACAUGAGUUGUAUGAAGAAGAGAAUGAGACUCAAGUUCCCAGCCCUGUUCAACCAAGCCCAGCACAACCAAAGCGCAAGCGUCCAAAAAGUGCAAUUCCUUGUAGUCCAUCCAAGUUCAAGAAAAAUAAUGUGCCAAAGGACUUCAAAAGGUUUGUUGAUCAUGUCAUACAGGAAGAUUGUGCCGGCCAAACUAGUAAGACCGCUGACAAUGAUGAUAUUCUUGCCAUUAUGGAAGAGGUUGCCAAGUGUGGAGCCUCCGAGACUAGUGAUGAGUACUACAUGGCUAGAAAGUUGUUUGCCAAACCAUCAAACCGCAGCUUCUUUUAUGCAAUGAAGACAAAUGAAGGGAGACUCAAUUGGCUCAAGAGACAGUUUGAUGAUAGAAAGAAGUAGCUUCUGUCGUGUAUCUUUACUUAUUUUGGUUCUUUUGAACAAUUUGAAACAUGUGUUUGCUUGUUGUACCAUGUUGAAUUAUGCAUUUGCUACGUAAAUUGUGCACUGUUAAAACAUGUUCUGUAUGGAUUAAAUGAUGGUUUGUGGUACUGACGGACGGUCAGUGUCUCAUGUAA
Messenger RNA from Triticum aestivum (bread wheat), 1343 nucleotides. RefSeq names its product L10-interacting MYB domain-containing protein. Lineage: Eukaryota; Viridiplantae; Streptophyta; Magnoliopsida; Poales; Poaceae. The record is from RefSeq and is a predicted model, not a curated record. The transcript has 3 exons. The coding region runs from base 301 to 1167 and encodes 288 amino acids.